Molecule: messenger RNA, 1362 nt
Organism: Propithecus coquereli (Coquerel's sifaka)
Lineage: Eukaryota; Metazoa; Chordata; Mammalia; Primates; Indriidae
Gene: TMEM171
Product: transmembrane protein 171
Exons: 3
Coding region: 351-1325 (324 amino acids)
Source: RefSeq, a predicted model, not a curated record
ACCCAGUUAAUUUUGUUGUUUUGUAUUUAAAGAUACUCCAGAUGCAUGGUAAUUGAAUUUCUUCUUUUUUCAGUAUCUUCAUAAAAUUACAUAUUCAGGAGUUUCUGAAUGCCAGUUCUUCUGACUCAUAAACCAACUCAUUGUUCUAUGGUGUGUCAGUCGCAUGGAGUCGUGGCCUUAUGACUUCAUCCUGCUGUGAUUUCUGAAAUGUUCAGCAAAAGAACAGGGCAGUCCAGGAACACCUGUACUCACUGUAAUUUGGUGUUUGGUUAUGUUUGCAGAGGUGCUGAGAUCUCGGAGGGAAGGAGAGACAUCCCCUCUGCCCCGGGAAAGGGGCCUCUCUUCUGGCCAUGUCUCCUGCAGCUGCUGCUGAGCCGGAUGGGGACCAGCAAGACAGGCUUGUCAGCAAGCUCAUUUUCUUCUUCUUUGUCUUUGGCGCCAUCCUGUUGUGUGUGGGGGUCCUGCUCUCCAUCUUUGGGUUCCAGGCCUGCCAAUAUGAGCCCCUGCCACACUGCAGCAUGGUGCUGAAGGUCGCGGGGCCCGCAUGUGCUGUGGUUGGGCUUGGGGCUGUGAUCCUGGCUCGUUCCCGGGCACGACUUCAGCUCCGUGAGGGGCAGCGGCGAGGCCACCACACAGACCCUGACCGAGCCUUCAUCUGUGGGGAGAGCCGCCAGUUUGCCCAGUGCCUCAUCUUCGGGUUUCUGUUCUUGACGAGCGGCAUGCUCAUCAGCGUGCUGGGCAUCUGGGUCCCUGGAUGCCGCUCAGACUGGGCGCAGGAGCCACUGAACGACACAGACUCUGCCGACGUGGAGCCCCAGAUCUGUGGCUUCCUUUCUCUGCAGAUCAUGGGGCCCUUGACUGUGCUCGUGGGAUUGUGUUUCUUCGUAGUUGCCCACGUCAAGAAGAGAAACAACCUGAAUGCUGGCCAGGAUGCUCCUGAAAGCGAAGAGGGACAGACCCAGAGCACAGAGCCUGUCCAGGUCACUGUAGGUGAUUCGGUGAUCAUAUUUCCACCCCCUCCACCACCAUACUUUCCUGAGUCUUCGGCUGCUGCAGUACCUGGAAGUCCUGGGGCUCAUGGUUUGCUUCUGAACGAAAAUCCACCUUCAUAUUACAGUAUUUUUAACCACGGCAGCACCCCGCCUCCCGAGAGCCUGGGCACGGAGAGAGGUCUCGAAUCUGUAUAUACCAUCUCUGGGCCUAGUUCGUCCUCUGCGACCUCACACUCGCCACCUCUGUCAUCUGAAUCACCUCCUAGAUAUGAAGAGAAAGACAACACCACAGCCACGUCCUUGUCUCCGUCUUUCGAGCCUCCCCCGCCAUGAGCUAUGAUUCCAGUUCAGUUUUAUAUAUAAUGGAUCA